AUGAUCGGACACCUGUUUAGCAGCCGAAAAGGCACCAGCGCGUCUCACGCGACGCCGCCGACGGUGCUCGACUCGGCGACGGAAGAGAGCCACACGCGCCAUCUGCUGUAUCCCGAAUCCAACACGCUCUACCACCCCGAGGGCCAGCCGUAUCCUCUGCAUGCCGCGCCUCUGACCCCAGGGAGCGGCCAUGACGGGCCCCUGCCGGAGAUAGACCUCGACUACCCGCGCGACUGCCGCAUCAUCAUCGCCCAGGACGAGACGCCCGCCAUGCCCAAGACCAUCCUGUUCGACUCGAAGCCUGCCCCGCCACGCGUCGACCCUCCCGCCUCGCAGAAUCUGCGGACGCGACCAUUUGGCGGCGCCAAUGCCAGUAAUGCCCCUACGGCUGGGCCAACGUUUGGGGGGUUGCACGCCCGGAGGUCGUCGCUCGUCACAGAGCCCACGGCACCACCACGUUCGCCCACGGUUGGAGGCUUUACGCGCAUACGCACCCGCGGCAGCUCCAUAUCCUCCAUGCCCAACAUCGACGAGCAUGCCCAGGUUCAGGCCAAAGCCCAGGCAAGGGCCAAGGAAUCAACCGACCUGGCCAACAUCUGCCUCGAUUGUAUGUUCGGCAACCUGGCCAUGAACUACCGCGGCAACUCGAACAAGAUACACAUUGUACCGCUCGACACGAGGCCAGCCGAUACCUCUCUACUGAGCACCAGCGCCCAGGACGCUACAAACUCUCUAGGUCGCGCCGAGGGCCUUCGUAGAAGAAGUCAUCUCGCCAAAUCCUACACACCCGCAAACCUUCCAACCGAUCUGCCCCGCGCUGACUCCAAUGAGAGCAUACCAAAAGAGCCCAAGCGACGUACCAUCUUCAUAACACGCAUGUUCUCCGUCACUGUACCAGAAGAGGAGCACCAUGAUCGCACACCUACCCCGCAGAGCUCACUGCCAAAAGGCAAUGGCUUCCCGUUCCCAGCAUCAACCGCGAAACCAGGUGCCCCCAAGCCGCCAUACCCCUCGCACGUACGAAAGAGCCCCAUGUAUGCCAUUACCAUCAUCCUCCACCUUCCCAUAUCAAAUACGUCGCCUAGUAUGAGACCCUCUUCCCGGAGUGCCAAUAUCAGAACUCCUGUGCAUCUAUCUACAUCGGCUCCUGGACAGGACUCGCUCGGUUCUUCUCUGGACUCGGAUCGACGCGCAGGAUGGGCCUUCAUCGACUCCAACCUGGGUGUCGAUUCACUUUUAUCCUCGUCACUGUGUAGCGAUGUUGAUGACCGUGUUGAUGUCGUUGGGCAACACUGGGACGUCAUCAUGCGUGCCCUUAGUAGUCUCCAACACGUGGUACAAGAGAGAAUAUUGGCCCAAUUCAAGGCACCGAGGUCGCCAGAAGGCAUACCCACGCCUACAGCCCAUCACCAGCGAAAUCAGCCUUCACGGGCUAGUCUCCGGGACAACCCUCUCCACGCCAGCCGGCGAGCCCUAAGACUGCAGCCCAACGCCCUCAUGAUGGACAAAGAAAUACAGAGUGCGGCAGAGCUGACCGGAAAUCGCGUCGUGAGCGGCAUGAGAAUCCCGCGUGUGAUGACAGGUCAAGGCAAAUGGGGUGUCUGGCGCGAAGAGGCCAGAUGGCUUGGUCGCUGGGCAGGUCGACGAGAGCAGAACUUUUUCUUCUUCAACCUACUUACUGCCUUCCUCGGGAAUCACACCGAGUGGCUCAACGUCUUGGGGCCCAAGUGGCACCGUAAGCGUCAUCGCGAACAGCAAAAGGCAGCUGCUGGUGAGAAUCUGACUAUUCCUAGUCGCACGGUCAUCGUUUCUCCAGACAAAAUGGCUGCACGGAGACUCAUUUUCUUGCUCGCUGCCUUCUUGCCGCCUAAUGCGUCUGCCAUGGGUGAAAGCACCUACGCGCGCCCGGGCACUUCAGCAUCUCUCCGUGCCUACUCGCAGUCACCUCCGACCAAUAUGCCACCCUCAAGGCAGCCGUCUCUACGGCGACAGAUCAAACGAGGACCACGGGGCAAGCAAAGCAUGUCCAAUAUCCUUUUGCAGCCACCCAAACUCCAGAGCAUUCAUCAGCCAUCCACACAGACUGCAGACGAGCGUUCUGAGUCGGUCUUGAUUGAGACUCAGGAGCCAAUCCGGCCGCUUGGACACUCUCGGCGUUCUUCGGCACAUUCAGUUCGCACCACUUUAGUAGUCCCAUCAAUGCCAGAAGGCCCGAUCACAACAGGCAGCGCUGCUACUACCUCAACAGCCAACUCCCAAGAUGCGAUGCCUGUCGCUCACUUCACAUUCCCUAGGACGAAGUCGUCUGGUACCAUGCCUGAUAUAAGACCUGAAAGUAGUGAUAGCCUGGCUUCCACGAAUUUGAUCAGCACCCUGCAAAGGAGUGGCACGGGUCAAACGAGUCUCGCUAGCAAUGAUUCUAGUAACACAAGUCGCUGGAGUGGCUUCAUGAACUUUUGGAGCGGCCGUCGUUCUUCUUCGACCGAUCAGAGUGAGUACUUCCAGACGACGGAUGAUGGCGUGGGCUACCGUGGGCAAGAGCGUCCUCGUUCGCAGCUUGAGCAGAUGGUGCAGGAGCUCUCCAUGGACCGCGUAUUCGAGAGUGAUGCUGCCGAUUGCCCACUUCCACAAGAUCCAGGCGAGAAAACCUCUCCUGGACUGUACUCGAACGCUGGCUGUCCUGGCGUUCCUGCGUCUGCUGCAAGGCCAAUUCCAGAGCGUCAGAAGACUUAUGAGAGUCAUUUGAAAUUAUCUGUGAACGAAAAGGAUGGCGUCAUCGACGUCGACCUUCCAUUGCCUGACUUCGACUCACCUCUUCAGUCCCCACUGCUAGGGGGUUUCGGGUCAGCUUCAAGUCAACCAGGUUCCAGCUUCGGCGAGUCUUCCGUUCUAUCGGCGCCCCACUGUGAGGCAGAGCAGCCCGUUAAUGUAGCGGGGUGGCUAAGUCAGUUUCAUCCCGAUUUUGCCGUUCAAGCUAUAAAGCCUUAUCGCGAACUUGUACGCGACAUCAAGCGAGCAAUGAGUGCUGAGCCUACACCUUUAAGUACUGUGACUACACCGAGCCUAGAGUCUGGCCCACUUGAACGUUGGAUGGACAUCUGUUCCGCUCUCAUCGCCGACACGAGCAACUUCUCAAUCAAACGCAUCAGCUUACGGCGUCUCGUGAAGCUUAUUCCUACGCCUACCUACCAGUCCUCGGCUAUGACACCGGGUGUUACUGGUAUGGCUCCCGCCCACUCGCGGUACGGCAAUCCGUACACUUCCGGCUCCGCUGCCCCAAUGAUGACCGAAGUCCAUCUCGCCGAGAAAUUCGUUACCGAAACCAUUAUGGAUUUUGAUUCUAUCCUCAUCGAUGGCGUGGAUCGUGUACUGGCGCAAUCUGGAGAAGUGACUCGCGUCAACUCUGCCCAGUCGUCUCGAUCAAGCAGUAGAAGAGGCCGUCGAGAUACCAGAACGGAAUCGGAGGCAAUUCCACAUGUUGAAGUCCCGCAUGUGGAUUGCAAGAGUGUGCUCUUUGAAGCGCUGGAGAUUGUCGUCAAAGAUGUGGCCGCUGAGCGCAGUGGUAGACAAAACUCUAAAGAGGGUGAUUUGAGGAAGACGACAAAGGGUAUUCACCCGAGGACCGAGAAUGACUCCUCUCUGAAGGAGGGUAUUCGUAGAUGGUUAACAGAGGUCGAGUAA
Alternaria atra is the source of this 3681-nucleotide messenger RNA. RefSeq lists its product as uncharacterized. The transcript has a single exon. Lineage: Eukaryota; Fungi; Ascomycota; Dothideomycetes; Pleosporales; Pleosporaceae. The record is from RefSeq and is a predicted model, not a curated record. Gene Ontology annotation, molecular function: ATPase inhibitor activity; protein-folding chaperone binding. The coding region runs from base 1 to 3681 and encodes 1226 amino acids. Gene Ontology annotation, cellular component: cytoplasm.